This is a messenger RNA of Anopheles coluzzii, 5001 nucleotides long. RefSeq lists its product as uncharacterized. Gene Ontology annotation, molecular function: transmembrane monodehydroascorbate reductase activity. The transcript is spliced from 4 exons. Bases 2044 to 2724 code for a protein of 226 amino acids. NCBI's taxonomy places the organism in Eukaryota, Metazoa, Arthropoda, Insecta, Diptera, Culicidae. The record is from RefSeq and is a predicted model, not a curated record.
UGCACCCCCACCCCCAGCCGUGCAUCAACCAAGUAGGCAGGGGGCAUCACUUACAACGUGUUUUGUGGACAAACCUGUGUCCAUGCGUACAGAACGGGGACGGGGAAAAAUGACACACAACACACGGGGUUGUGCGUUGUUUCGCAAAGAGCAAACGAACGCGAAAAUGUAAGGAAUAAAAAUUAAAAUUUUAAAUUACGAGUAAGACUUUUUUUGUUGCUGCUGUUUGGUUGUCGUUGCCGCUGCGCUGCUGGCUGCUGCGUAUCAAACGCUUGCUGACCAGUAAGGAAAAAGGAAAUUCCUUCGUACCUCCACGUGUGUGUGUGUGUGUGUUCGCUUCCCGUUUGGGUUCCAUCGCAACUACGAUGCGGAUGCGUUUGGGGCGAUGAAAGGAUGAUGAUUGUUGUUCGGUACAGGAAGAUGUGCAUCGUAAUGCCGGGCAUCGUCGCCACCGCAACCGCACAAUGCGUUCCAGGCCCCAGCAGCAGCAGCAGUAAGCGGUGCCGUUGCCUAGAGAACGAUAGAGAGAAUGAGUGGAAAGCGACAAGCGGCACCCGGGCCAGGUAUGGGCCAAAGGUAAAGGGGGCCUACCGAAAAAUCGGGAACCGAAAGUGGCGAUGAGUUUGUUGUUGCAUGAUGAUGAUGAUGAUGCGGCACAAAACGGUUACACCACCCCGGAGGGGAGGGGGAACGGAUAUGCGUUUUGUGGAGUAGAGUUAGUGCUGCCCAGUGUAAAUUGAUUACCGAAAAAAACGACUGUUGAUUGUUGAUUUUGUAUUGUUUGUUUUGCACAUUGUAGUUAAAAUUAUUAUUUGUUUUUAAUUUUUUUUAUAGAAUUAAAAAAUAUGUUUCUUUUCUAUUAAAUUGAGUAACUUUUAACGUAAAACCAUCUUCAUCGAUCAUCGAAAGAGGGGCCGUUUUGUUGCAACCGUCCCGUCCCAGUUCUGAUUGUCUCCGUUCGUUUUUGAUACGAUGCAACUUCAAAAUGCAGUUGGCAAUUCCUCAAAAAAAGGAAAGAAAAGAAACAGAAUCAUUUGCAGCUGUACGAUAAUUAAAUAAAAUAUUUGAAUGCUUGUGUGUACGGAAUCGUUCUCGGGGUUGAUCGUUUGUAGAAGCGCAGAAAUGACAAAUGUCGGCGCUUUUAGGUUGAUUUUUUUUUUGGUGGGCCGAUCGUACUUUGAGCUGGAAUGGUUGAUGUAGUUUGUCAGUUUGUUUUAUGUAUUCUUUUCGUGUUCUUUUGUUUUUUUUUUAAAGCACAAUGUGUUAGGGGCAGUUCGGAAGCACAGGCAGGCAGCGGUCAAAAUGGACCGCUUUUUUAUGGCGAGAUUCGUUGCCUGCGCUGUACCUAGGCUCCACAGCCUUACACCACACCGCUUACAGGGCGAAUUUGGGGGUUUAGUGAGCUGAUUGAAUUUUAUUGCAAUCAAAUGCAAAAACGAAGGAGCCAUCCGAAACAGCCUUUUCCCACAAGCUUUGAUUGCGAUGGAUUGGUUGGUGUGUGCUUGUGUUUGUGCGAUUUGUUUUGUUUUGCCUGGGCUGUAAUUAAUUUCUCUAACCGGUUGGUGUGAAUGAUUGUUAAGACAGUUGGCCAUCAGCACGAACAGAAUGAAGCUUCCAAGACCCUUCCAUACCAACGCAAAAGCAGUGGUACUGCAAUUAAAGUCCGUCUUGUCGGUGUGUUUCGCAUUACCAACAUUGUACUCUAGCUAUUUCUAGAAAGUGUGUUUAAUCAGUUUUUUUCUGUUUCAAUUUCAAAGAUGCAACCAAUCGAAGCAGUGGGGGGGUUUUCCUUCAAUUUCGUGACAAGAUCAAACCGUUCGAUGCAGCAAAAUGCAAGGGGGGGGGGGGGCGGUUUGAUAAGCACACAGCCAUCAACAGACACGUAUCUUAGCUGAUCGAGCGAUACAGAAUGAAGCUGCUCGCCUUUUAUUCGGCUAUAAAACCAGCAAGCGGGGCUUAGUCGAAGGGGUCAGUUUGCCUAUUGCCGUUUUGUGCGGGACCACGAGUGCGUACCACAAUCCGUCGGCGCAACAACAACACAACAUGGAACCGAUCGAUACGCGGGCAGAGCGCAGGGAAAAGAUCGCCUACCAUCUGGAGACAUGCUUUAACACCAUCAACCACAUGCUGAUUGGAUAUGUGACGUUUUAUCUGUCCUACUACUCGUACACGAGAGGCUUUGGCAAGCUGUUUACCUGGCACAUUUUCCUCUGCUCCGUCGGUUACCAAUUUUUCAUGGCACAGUCACUGCUUACGCUCUACCCUGCCAACUCGUGGACGAAUCGGUACUCGACUGCAACCAAGCGCCAUCUGCACUGGGCUUUGCAGGCGAUCGGCUGUGUUGCAAUCCUUGUCGGGAUCGUUAUUGAGAUCUAUCUGAAGGAGGAUGCUGGACGGAACCACUUCCGGUCGGAUCAUGCCAUAACGGGUUUGGUUUCACUCAUCUUUAUCGCACUGUCCAUACUGAACGGCAUCGCAGCGAUGUACACCGUCAAGAUUAAGCACCUCAUCAAGCCAGUGUACGUGAAGAUGUGCCACUACCUGACCGGCAUUGUCGCCUUCGUUAUCGGUAUGACAUCGCUCGCGCUCGAGUACUCGCCGCGGAUGCUAUCGGUGCAGCACAAGCAGAUGCUGAUCGCGUUCACCACCAUUACGACCGCCCUGACCCUAAUCGGGGUGUGCAAAACGAUGACCAAUCAGUGCCGAAAUCUGCGCCAAUCUUGAAGAUUGAAAUUGAAAAGUGUGUAAUGUAUGUAUGUAUAUUGUUAAAAUUCAUUUAUUUGUAUCACGCGCCACAAUGUUCGCUCGCUCGGUGCUGUGUUGUACAAUGCGUAUUAUUUGCUUUUCAUUACAAAAUACGUAACGGAGACGUGUGUUGUUUGUUAUUCGUUGUGUCAUUAGCAGCGCGCGCUAGCGUGAUUUGAUUUAAAAAGAAAAGAAAAAAAAACACUCCUCUCUCUCUCUCUCCUAUUUCGUGUCCUACUGAUCUGAUCCUGGCAAUCCCCCCGGGGGUGGAUAGGUGAAAACAAAAUGAUGAUACUUCAUAAUUACUAAAAACAAAAUACUCUAUUAAGGCUGCAAGCAUAUGCGUUAUGGGUUACGGGACAGAAAUGAUUGUUUUUCCACUGGGGUUGUGGUAUUUGAGUUAAUUUUGCUACGAAGCAAAUCGUAAAACUAGAAACAAACGACGGUUUGUGGCUGGUAGUCGACUUAAAAUCGUUGUUGUGCUUGUUUUGUUGCUUCUUUUUGUUUUGAUUUCUUUUUUUCCCUUCUUUUUUUCUGUUGUAUGAUUUGUUGCCGCUUUUCGUAAUCGUACAUUAUCGUAAAUUUAGUUAAACAUAAGAAUCACAAUUUCUUCGUUUAGAUUUGUUUAUUAGAAUUUUUUUCUUUAAUUUAUACUUUUUUCUCUCUCUCUCUUUCUCUCGCACAUACUUUUCUUCUUCUUAUCUCAUUAUUUCUCUCUUUCUCCCGUCUCAUUUCUUCUACAUUUUCAUUUUGUAUUUUCUUUCUAACACGUAACUUUUGUUUUUUGUUUGUUAUAAAUUUCAAUUAAGAUUAAAAUUUGGCCGAAAGUUUUUGUUUUGUUGCAAGUUCGCGUUGUUGCUUCACGUGUUGCAAAAAAAUAAUAAUAAAAUUUCCAUUACCUAGCCUAGUCAACGAUUGUCGAUUGUAAAUAAAACACCGUUUUGCCUUUCUACUUCUUCUACUUCUUUUUUUGUUAAGCUUUUUUGUUGCCUCCUCGUUUUUAUUCUCUCUCUAUCAUCCUUUUUAAAUAAAUAGCGUUCACGACGAAAAAAUAAUAAUAAAUUUUGCUUUUUUUUCUUGUUUUGCUUUUGCACAUUACCUAAUCUUGUCGAAAUUAAAAAUCACAUUUUUUGUUGCUGUUUUAUUACUCUGUCAACAGGCAUCUGAAUUAAACGCAAUCAACACAAUGCUUGAAAGGGUGGAAGGAGAGUGGUGGUGAGCAUGCAUGCGAAAGGUGAAAGGAACAAUAAAAUUAAACCAUUUUACUCAAAAACUGUAGCAUUUUCAACAGCCCUUGGGAAGGGAGACGUUAAGAGUGGGUUAAAAAUGUUUAAACGUAAAGUUAAAAAAUAACGUUUAAACGUUCGAUGCUUUGUUCUUGCUCUUGCGCACGUUCGUUACCUUUACCACAGACCACAGAGAACGCAUUUUUCGAUCCGCGCUUUCGUUGUUCGUACUGACUCUAUAUGAUAGUGCUCUUCUUCUCUCACUUUCUCUCUCUCUCCCUCUCUCUCUCUAUCUCUCUCUCUCUUUCUCUCUUUCUACCUCGCUUUUUAUGUACAAGUGGUAAGAGAAUGAUGCAGUCGUUCGUUAAAAUGUUAGUCAGUUUGAAUAGCUUGCACGAGAGACCGUAUUUUGGAUGCUUCGCGGAUUGCUAAUAAACGAUCGUGGGAGAAAGUGAUUCCUGUACGAAGAAUUAAUCUCUAGAUCCCGAAAAGAAGGGGGGAAGAAACUAAGUUUACUUGGGUAGUAAUGUAAACGUUGCGUUUCUCGCGCAAGAUAGCUCUUUAAUGUAGCCAAGCAUUGUAGGUGAACCGUUGCAUCUAGCAAUACGUUUUUUUCCUCUGUUUGUUUUACUUUUGUUACUUGCCAAUACGACAUCGAUCGAUAUUUCACGCCUAACAAUCUCGUGAUCGAUGUGAUGAUGAUAGUGGAGUCGUGCUUAGCACAGCGUUUGCUAUAAAAUCGAAUGUAAUCGAAAGCAGUUAAAACAAAAUCGUUCAGGUAGCAGAGAUCUACUACAUGCUUUUUCAUUUCCGUAACGCCGUGCCUGUCAACUACCGUCGGCGUCAUCAACGGCCAUGUAUGUGUGUGCAAUGUGUUGCCGUUAAUUGGAUUCAUAUUUAAAAAAAAAAAACAAAUGCCUAACAAAAAAAUAAGAAUAAUAUGUAAGUUAAAAUUAGCUUGCUUGCGUUAGAUGCGUCCGCCGCGGCCACCGCGGGAUGUUGAAGUGGGGUGAAAGCGGGAUCGGAGGGG